CGAACUUUUGAACAGAUGCGCUCCUGACAAAUCUUCUGUUUUUAUUUAUUCAGACGUAGCAAGUGUUUCGGAGCUCUGAACAAUUAUAUGCAAAUACUUAAAUAUAUUCAGUUAGCAAAAACUCUCUGCAAAGUGCAUGAAAAUGUUCCAGAUAUAUUAGGAUUAGAUACUUUUCAAAGAUAGUGUAGAUUAUGCAACUGGAAAACAAAAAGACAAAAAAGAAAAAAAAUUUUAAUUUAAUUUUCAGGAAGAUCCAUUCCUGUCUAUUGCAACUGCACACGCCUUUCACGAUGACGAAGAUCCUUACAUGUGCGGUCCUUUUUUGUGUAUCUCCGGUAGUCUUGUGUUUCUAUCGCUACCCGGGACGUCCCGGCUAUGACUGUCCAACUGCAAGGGAAAAAAUGUUGAAAAAUUCCAGCGGUAAUUGGAUGAUUCCAAAGUGCAACAAAGACGGUUCCUUUCAAGAACUGCAAUGUUUCGACACAAACGGUCCCGACGACUGCAUGUGCGUAUACAAAGAUGGAACACUUCUUUCUUUGCCUCAUCAAGGUUUAAACACCACGACUUGUCUGUGUUAUAUGAUCAAGUACGAACGCCUUCUAAAGAAAUUCAUUACCGAGGAAGAUUAUAGAGGUCCGAUCUGUGACUACAGUGGUUACUUUAAUCAUAAGCAGUGUAGUGUGGAAUCCAGGAAGUGCUGGUGUGUGACUAAGUAUGGAAUCGAAGUGGUGCCUCCGUCACCUUAUCGAACAACAUGUGAUGAUGUUGCCCAUCUACUGUAGCCCUAUGUUGUAAACUGUUACCAUUUACAUUCAAUAAAUACCCUCUUGCCCUCAUAA
Argiope bruennichi is the source of this 839-nucleotide messenger RNA. RefSeq names its product U24-ctenitoxin-Pn1a-like. The coding region runs from base 192 to 782 and encodes 196 amino acids. The record is from RefSeq and is a predicted model, not a curated record. NCBI's taxonomy places the organism in Eukaryota, Metazoa, Arthropoda, Arachnida, Araneae, Araneidae. The transcript is spliced from 5 exons.